Molecule: messenger RNA, 711 nt
Organism: Teleopsis dalmanni
Lineage: Eukaryota; Metazoa; Arthropoda; Insecta; Diptera; Diopsidae
Product: G-box-binding factor-like
Source: RefSeq, a predicted model, not a curated record
CUCCUCAAAGUCCACUAAACAAAAGGCGAUGCGCAAGUUCAAAUGACAAUUACUUAAAAUGCUGACCUUCUACAAUUGCCUUUUGCCGGCGAGUCUAAUUGAUGAGCUGGCCGAGGCAACGUUUCCUGAACCCGUACAUGUUUGAUGUGUACAAAUGUGAGCAAUUAUCCAACAAAAUUCCCGCAGACACGCACAUUGUACAAAAUAGCGAAUUUAGUAGAUUUUUAGGAUGAUAAAUUUCUGUGCUUUAAGACUUGACAGGUUUCAAUUGAGAAGUUAAUUUAGUUCAUAAAUAAUAGAAAUAAUAUUUUUAUUGUCUUAAAAAUAAUAUAUAUAAAAAAUAUGUAAGGUAUUAGUUGUUUAAAAUAGAUGAGACACAAAAAAACAAAAAAAAAAAACAUUAACUAAUUAUGAGCUUAAACUAUAACACAAAGUUUUAGAAAAUUGAUAGCUUAAACUACUUCAGCAGAAAGUGGAUUUGUAGUGGACUUUGAUGGGAGCGCAAUAUAGUCGUAUAUAUUAAUGAAUAUUAAUUAAAAAAUGCUCAAACAUAUUCAUAAACAAAGCUUGCACAAAUAAUUACUAAACAUGGAUAAUGUAUAUACUCCACUCUUUACAUAGAUAUUGAUAUGAAAUUCUAACACAUUACACCCACACAAAUACUUUUUCUUUACACUUUCUUUCUUCUUAUUCUUUUUUAAACAUAAUCAC